UGAACUACAUUUCCCGAGUCGAUGCGUGGCGUGCGUCAUGACGUCAGCGCGGCUGCUGUCAGUCAGACAAAGACAGUCAGUCAGUCAGUCAGUCAGGGCGAGUCUUCCUCACAACAUCACAUAAAAUAUCAUCUUCGUCGCCUGACAGAGCACAUUAAAUGAUCUGCUGCGCUGAGAUUUUGUGUAUUUUCCUCAUUCCAGAAUGUCUCACUACACAGAUGAGCCACGCUUCACCAUCGAACAGAUCGACCUGCUCCAGAGACUGCGGCGUACAGGUAUGACCAAACCCGAGAUCGUGCACGCGCUGGACACCCUGGAGCGACUCGACCGCGAGCACGGGGACAAAUACAGCCGGCGCGGCCCGUCGGACUCCAACGCCACCAACAGCACCACCUCCAGCACCACCUCCAGCACUACACCCACCUCAAAUAGCACUAGCAACGCCACCAUGGCGACCUCCUCCACCACUUCCACAGCAACGCAAACGCAGUUCCACGGUAAUUUAUCACCGUCACCCAGCAACAGUUACGCAACGUCUCCACCCGCCGUCUUACCCUCGCCAGUCUCUCUGGUCGCCAUGGCGCAGAACGGGCGGGACGCUUUGGCGGCGACACCCAAUGGGAAACUGUCGCCGAACCGUUACCCGGUGAACAGUGCGGCAGCCGUGAGGUCGUAUGGGCUGGAGGGGUCAGAGGAGGACCUGGAUAUAGAUGACAAGGUGGAGGAGCUCAUGAGGCGAGACAGCACCCUGGUGAAGGAGGAAAUCAAAGCCUUUCUGGGCAACAGACGCAUCUCACAGGCCGUGGUGGCUCAGGUCACAGGUCAGUUCACCCCAUUACCCCAAUUCGUAAAACAUCUAUCAUGUUCAAUCAAUCAUCAGCAAUCAUUUCAGAAAUGUACUUACAAUACAAGUCUAUGGGGCAAGACAUUGUACUGUAAUAAAAUACACAGUGCGUUAAAGAUGCUUGGUACAGAUGUGGGGCCAUUACUGCGUCAUCAAGUUUCACAUUUGCACGUGUUUUUAAGUCUUAUAUAUUUUUUAUAUAUAUUUUCAGGUGCCACAUUAAAUAUGCGUCCCACCCCUGUAUCUCUGGAUGAGAUGGAGUGGCGUCAGACUCCGCCCCCCAUAAGCUCUGCCCCUGGAAGCUUCCGUUUGCGCAGAGGCAGUCGAUUCACCUGGAGGAAGGAAUGUCUCGCUGUGAUGGAGAGCUAUUUCAGUGAUAAUCAAUAUCCAGAUGAAGCCAAACGAGAGGAGAUCGCCAACGCCUGCAACGCUGUUAUUCAGAAACCAGGCAAGAAGUUGUCUGACUUGGAAAGAGUCACGUCAUUGAAAGUCUACAAUUGGUUUGCCAACCGACGCAAAGAGAUCAAGAGGAGGGCCAAUAUUGGGUCUUUUUUCCAAGAAGCCACAAUCUUGGAGAGUCACGGGAUCGAUGUGCAGAGUCCUGGAGGACACUCCAACAGUGACGACGUCGACGCUAACGACUACAACGAGCAGGGUUGUGAUGUUUCCUAUUUUGAAAAGAGAGGCAUGAACCGACCUUUUGGUUACUACCGUCUGGAGCCCACCUCACCAACACAGGAUGAUGCCGGCAUUCACGCAGACCACCAGGACCCCAUCUCUCUCGCCGUGGAGAUGGCAGCUGUCAAUCACAGCAUCCUCGCCCUGUCCCGCCCGGGAGGCGUGGCCAUUGAAAUCAAAACAGAGUCACUGGAUGACGACUGAGGAAGACCGUGGGACGAAGAGGAUCAAUGAGUGCGUGUGUAGAUGUCUCCAGGUGUUUAUGGAGCAAUGACCAAAUCAACGCUCUGUCUCAAGCUUUUAGAAUCUAAUAUCACCUGCUAUCGACACUCCUGCUGAACCACUAAACAAACCCAGAGUCAACGACACACACUCUCGACAGGAGCUGACAAGUGUGAGGUCGUUCCACGAUGUUCGGCCAUCACCUACAGCUCUUAUUUAAGCCUCCCGAACCCUGGCUGACCCAAACCCCGUACCUCAUUCCAGUUCCAGUACCUUGUAUAAUGUUUCGUGUGCUUCCUGUCUUGUGUGCUCCAGUGACCCUCAUUCCCUCAUUCUCACAGAUAAGCUAAAGGCAGAUAAUUUGAGAGGUGAGUCUGAUUUCUGCUUUGAAUCCAUGAUCUUCCUCCAUUCCCACUACAGAUGCUCUCAGUUAACAGGUUUAAUGUCUCUACUUUACUUUUGUACGGUAUUUCAUCAAACAGCAAUUGGGUGAAUCUCAUGAAAACUGUCAAAAAUGUGUCUGAAAGGGACAAAAUGAAAGGGAAAUAAAUAAACAUAUUUUGCAUAAAAAAUAAAAAAAAAAUGUAAAGCACAUUUUCCUCAAAAAAUGCUGAUAAUAAAAUAUUUACAUUGUAAAGCAUUUGGCAUACCGUAUGCUGACUUGAAAAAUAAUAAUAAAAAAAAAAAAGUAAACUUU
This is a messenger RNA of Sinocyclocheilus rhinocerous, 2441 nucleotides long. RefSeq names its product homeobox-containing protein 1-like. The transcript is spliced from 10 exons. Gene Ontology annotation, biological process: positive regulation of DNA-templated transcription. The record is from RefSeq and is a predicted model, not a curated record. Bases 203 to 1726 code for a protein of 507 amino acids. NCBI's taxonomy places the organism in Eukaryota, Metazoa, Chordata, Actinopteri, Cypriniformes, Cyprinidae. Gene Ontology annotation, cellular component: nucleus. Gene Ontology annotation, molecular function: double-stranded telomeric DNA binding.